AUGGUCAAGACCUCCGUCCUCAACGAUGCGCUCAACGCCAUAAACAACGCCGAGAAGGCCGGCAAGCGCCAGGUCAUGAUCCGCCCUUCCUCCAAGGUCAUUGUCAAGUUCUUGACCGUCAUGCAGCGUCACGGCUACAUUGGCGAGUUCGAGGAGGUCGACGACCACCGCAACGGCAAGAUUGUUAUCCAGCUUAACGGCCGCAUCAACAAGACCGGUGUCAUCUCCCCCCGCUACAACGUCCAGCUCCGUGAUGUUGAGAAGUGGGUCGUCAAGCUCCUUCCUUCUCGUCAAUUCGGUUACAUCGUCCUGACCACCUCCGCCGGUAUCAUGGACCAUGAGGAGGCCCGCCGCAAGCACGUUGCUGGCAAGAUCCUCGGUUUCUUCUACUAG
Didymella exigua CBS 183.55 is the source of this 393-nucleotide messenger RNA. Its product is annotated as ribosomal protein S8. NCBI's taxonomy places the organism in Eukaryota, Fungi, Ascomycota, Dothideomycetes, Pleosporales, Didymellaceae. The transcript is spliced from 2 exons. Gene Ontology annotation, biological process: translation. Gene Ontology annotation, cellular component: ribosome; cytosolic small ribosomal subunit. The record is from RefSeq and is a predicted model, not a curated record. The coding region runs from base 1 to 393 and encodes 130 amino acids. Gene Ontology annotation, molecular function: structural constituent of ribosome.